AUGAGGGCGUCCAACACUCCGCCGUUCCGCGACGGAGUGAGAUCCUUCUUCUCAACCCACGCGCGCGUGACUUUCCCUGCUUCGACGCUUUUCUCGAGCCUGAUGAUGUGGAAGACCCUCCUCAGGCACGGAGAUUCGACGGACGGUCCAGAUCUAUCCUCUAGACUCCUCUCCCUCGAAAUCGUGGAGGAGGAUGUAACCAGAUCCUCUAGAUCCAUUUAUUGUGACCACUGCCAAGUCGUUGGUUGGAGUAGCAAUCCAGUGUGUAGAAAGAGGUACCACUUCAUCAUAAGGUCAGGAGGAGACAGUAAGACCCUCAACAUUGGGCUGCAAAAGGCUUGCUCGAGGUGUGGUAAUACACAAAACCUGUCCGAAGGAAACAAUUGCAAGUGGUGCAGCUUGGCUCUGGACACAGAGGACUGGGUUUUCUCUCAGCUAGAAGACACCACUCACCUCCUUCACGGUGUUAUCCACUCAAACGGUUACGCACACCUCUUGUCACUCAACGAUAGAGAAGGCGGCUCUGGUUUUUUAGCUGGUCGUGCCAUUAUGGACUUUUGGGACAGGCUUUGUACCUCGCUCGCUGUUCGGAAGGCGAGUGUGAUGGACGUGUCGAGGAAAUAUGGGAUUGAUUACCGGUUGCUUCAUGGGAUGACUAGAGGUUGUUCGUGGUACAGCGAGUGGGGGUAUGAGUUCAAAUCCGGGAGCUAUGCACUUACAAGAGAAGUGUACGAGAGUGCACUGAGUACUUUAUCUGCGAUGCCUCUCUCUGAGUUUAUGUUCCAGGGGAGGGGUCCAAGAACUCAGCUUCAUUCCACUAUUGGCUUCUACCAAUCGCUCUCGUGUUCAGAGCUUGUGACCGUGAGAGACCUUUUUUCCUUUCUGGUACAGCUGAUUCGUGAGAACCGAUCGAGACCCACAACGAAGAAGUCGUCUGUACUGUGUGCUUGGACUAGGAGUGAUGUAGAACGUGUACAGCAAGCCAUGGUUAAGAUACUGAAAGCUGCAGUAGGUCAACGAGGCAACUGGGGGGUUUUGUCUGAUGAUGGAUCACAAGUUGUCUGCUCUCAUUGCAAUUCUGGUUCAAACGACUUUGAGUACAGGCUUGAACCUGUCAACAAUGUGCACCGCUUAUCUAAUCAAGACAUAAAUUAUGCACCAGAGGAGCAAAUCAAAUGCGACUUAAGAUAUUUGUAUGACACUUUAUUGAACCCACAAACCAUGGCCGAGUUCAGGUCUCAUGCAACAAGAGAUAAAAUGAUUGAUGCAGCAACAAAGAUUCUUGAUUGUAAGCACUUCAUAAAAGAUUACCUUUUUGGGAAGCUUAACCCCUUUGGAAUCAACCUCUGGUGCCACGUUGAGCUCUCGGAUGAGUCCAAAGAUUGCCCAUCCCCUCCACCUGAACUUUUGGUUUUGCCUUUGAGCGCCACUGUUUCCGACCUGAAAUCGAAGCUGCAAAGGCUUUUCAGGAAGUUUGACACGAAUGGGGUCACACGGGUUAAUGGGAGAUGCUCAUCAAAACACGGGCUACUCCGAUACCGCAUAGAGAGAGGAGUGGAGAACUGGAAAGUUGAUUGGAAAUGUGCUGGGAUCGAGAACUCCGAUGAACUACCUUCCAAGUUCCAUUGUUUCAGAUGCAAUGAUUUGUAUAGCAAGAGACCAAAGCUAUCUGAUAACGAGCAUGGUGCUAGUCAAGUGCCCAAAACUGGAUUUGUUUGUAGAGGUUUAUUUCUAGGCACAAAAGCGCAAGUGGCUUAA
This is a messenger RNA of Thlaspi arvense, 1758 nucleotides long. The record is from the annotation of a GenBank genome assembly. NCBI's taxonomy places the organism in Eukaryota, Viridiplantae, Streptophyta, Magnoliopsida, Brassicales, Brassicaceae.